Apus apus (common swift) is the source of this 5606-nucleotide messenger RNA. RefSeq names its product anoctamin 1 (gene ANO1). Gene Ontology annotation, cellular component: plasma membrane. Gene Ontology annotation, molecular function: protein dimerization activity; chloride channel activity. Gene Ontology annotation, biological process: chloride transmembrane transport. NCBI's taxonomy places the organism in Eukaryota, Metazoa, Chordata, Aves, Apodiformes, Apodidae. The transcript is spliced from 27 exons. Bases 62 to 3184 code for a protein of 1040 amino acids. The record is from RefSeq and is a predicted model, not a curated record.
GAUCCUGGGCAAGUUGAGUUUGGUACCAAGUGGCAGCUGGGCUGCGGGGCUCGGGUAGGAGAUGGAGAAGGAUGAGAUCCACCUGCGCAGGCUGCCGGCCGCCGCGCCCUGGGGACCGCACGCAGACAGUGAGUUUCAUGGGGUGGAUUUUCUGGCAGAAGAUCUCAACGUGGCUCCGGAGGAGACAGGAAUGAGGGUGAACAAGAAAUACUCCCGUCCACCCACUGAGGAGAAGGGGAUCCACAUUAUCAACAUCCGAGCUAUUGAGGAUAUAGGAUAUGACCAGCAUGAGAGUACAUUGUUAAAUUCCCUAUCCAAAAAUCCAGAUGCUGACUGCAAAUAUGGACUUUACUUCAGAGAUGGCAAGAGGAAAGUAGACUACAUCUUAGUCUAUCAAUACAAGAAGUCCUCGACAGGGAGGACACUCACCAAGAGAGUUCAUCAUAAUGAUUCAAGUGUCCGAAGCACCAAGCAGGACCAGCCACUUCCCGGGAAAGGAGUCCAGCUGGAAAUGGGGGAAUGUGAGCCUCACGUGGAUUACCACGAAGAUGACAAGAGGUUUCGCAGGGAGGAAUAUGAAGGGAACCUGGUAGAGGCUGGUCUGGAACUGGAACGCGAUGAGGAUACUAAAAUCCAUGGGGUUGGAUUUGUAAAAAUACACGCACCGUGGAACGUGUUAUGUCGAGAGGCAGAAUUUCUUAAGCUCAAGAUGCCCACAAAAAAGAUGUAUCAGAUCAAUCAGACCCAUGGUCUUCUGAAAAAGAUUAACUCUGUCAUCCAAAAGAUAACAGAGCCCAUCCAGCCAAAAGUGGCAGAGCACAAACCUCAGACGGUGAAGCGCCUCUCCUACCCCUUCUCCAGAGAGAAACAACACCUAUUUGAUUUGUCUGACAGAGAUUCCUUCUUUGACAGCAAAACAAGAAGCACUAUAGUUUAUGAAAUAUUGAAAAGAACAACAUGUACCAAAGCAAAGUACAGCAUGGGGAAAGGAGAGGGAAGAAAGAAGGAAACUACCCUUUUAAAUAAAAGACGAAAAUGUGGUAAAUAUGGGAUCACCAGUCUGCUUGCCAAUGGAGUUUACAGUGCUGCAUAUCCUUUGCAUGACGGUGACUAUGAAGGGGAAAACGUUGAACCUAAUGACAGAAAACUCCUGUGUGAGGAGUGGGCAAGCUACGGAGUCUUCUACAAAUACCAGCCCAUCGACCUGGUGAGAAAAUACUUUGGAGAGAAGAUUGGACUGUAUUUUGCCUGGCUGGGAGUUUAUACACAAAUGCUUAUUCCAGCUUCAAUUGUCGGGAUUAUCGUUUUCCUAUAUGGCUGUGCAACUGUGGAUGAGAACAUACCAAGUAUGGAAAUGUGUGACCAGAGAAACAACAUCACCAUGUGUCCCUUAUGUGACAGAACGUGCAGUUACUGGAAGAUGAGCUCUGCUUGUGCAACUGCUCGAGCCAGUCAUCUCUUUGAUAACCCUGCAACUGUCUUCUUCUCAGUCUUCAUGGCUCUCUGGGCUGCCACCUUUAUGGAGCACUGGAAGAGAAAACAGAUGCGUCUCAACUACAGGUGGGACCUGACUGGGUUUGAAGAGGAGGAGGAUCAUCCAAGAGCUGAAUAUGAAGCUAAAGUUUUAAAAAAAUCACUGAGAAAAGAACACAAACAUAAAGAGAAGCGUCGGUAUUUUCCAGAAGAGACAGCAAACCAAUGGAGACAAAGAGUUAAGACAGUCGUGGCUGGGACAGACAAAGAGAAACUGACGUGGAAGGAUCGUUUUCCAGCCUAUUUAACCAAUUUUGUUGGCAUUAUCUUCAUGGUUGGGCUGACGUUUGCUAUCGUGUUCGGAGUCAUCAUCUACAGGAUCUCAACUGCAGCAGCACUGGCCAUCAGCUCAACUCCCUCGGGCCGCUCAAGCGUCAGGGUCACUGUCACUGCCACUGCUGUCAUUAUCAAUUUGGUUGUCAUCAUCAUCCUGGAUGAAGUCUAUGGCUGCAUUGCAAGGUGGCUGACUCAGAUCGAGGUGCCAAAAACUGACAAGAACUUUGAAGAGAGGCUGAUUUUUAAGGCUUUCCUGCUGAAGUUUGUCAAUGCCUACACACCCAUUUUCUACGUUGCCUUCUUCAAAGGCCGAUUUGUUGGACGUCCAGGAGACUACGUCUACAUUUUCCAUUCUUUCCGAAUGGAAGAGUGUGCUCCAGGUGGUUGCCUGAUGGAGUUGUGCAUCCAGCUGAGUAUUAUCAUGUUGGGCAAGCAGCUGAUCCAGAACAAUUUAUUUGAGAUUGGCAUCCCGAAAAUGAAGAAAUUUAUACGCUACUUGAAAUUAAAGCGUCGACGAUCUUUAGACCAUGAAGAGCACCUGAAGAAAAAGCAGCGUUAUGAAGUGGACUAUAACCUGGAGCCUUUUGCUGGACUUACCCCUGAAUAUAUGGAAAUGAUCAUUCAGUUUGGGUUUGUAACUUUGUUCGUCGCGUCCUUCCCGCUGGCGCCUUUGUUUGCUUUGUUGAACAACAUCAUUGAAAUCCGUCUGGAUGCAAAGAAAUUUGUUACUGAGCUGAGGAGACCAGUAGCAGUCAGAGCAAAGGAUAUAGGAAUCUGGUAUAAUAUCCUCAGAGGUAUUGGAAAACUUGCUGUCAUCAUAAAUGCAUUUGUGAUCUCAUUCACAUCCGACUUCAUUCCACGCCUCGUGUACCUGUACAUGUACAGUGAGAAUGGCACCAUGCAUGGCUUCGUCAACCAUACCCUGUCCUCUUUUAAUGUCAGCGAUUUUCAAGCAGGAACAGCUCCAAACGACCCCAUGGAUCUUGGCUACGAGGUUCAGAUAUGCAGAUACAAAGAUUAUCGAGAACCCCCCUGGUCUGAAAACAAAUAUGACAUUUCAAAGGAUUUCUGGGCUGUCCUAGCAGCAAGAUUAGCAUUUGUGAUAGUUUUCCAGAACUUGGUCAUGUUUAUGAGUGACUUUGUUGACUGGAUUAUCCCAGACAUUCCCAAGGACAUUAGUCAGCAGAUUCAUAAAGAGAAAGUUCUCAUGGUGGAGGUCUUCAUGAGAGAAGAGCAAGGGAAGCUGCAAAUGCUGGAAACCUGGAAAGACAAGGACAAGAAAAAAGGUGAAAACUGUAACAAUCACAGCCCCAGACUCUCCAGGAGCCGCAGUGGGAGCUUGUCCUCCUGCCAUUCCUAUCCUCUUGAUGUAUAGAUGAGGAAGGAGCUGAGGACAUCAGGGCAUUCCACUGACACACAAGCCACGGCGUCAAGGGCAGGACUCGAUGAAUGGACAACCUGGUGCAUGUUGAAGGAUGUGCUGCCAUUUUGCUCCCAUCUUUGUGAGAAAUGCUCUUCUUGCAAACAUGGAGGACCACGUUCUAGUUCUGAUAAUGUUGGGUUUUUUUCUUUUGCACAAGCAGCAAUGCAGGGAAUUUUUGUAUUUCAUCGAUAGAGAACACGAUUGACAUGGGCGUCCAUUCAGAAAUGCAGGUACUUAGUAGGUCUUGAUAGAGAUAUUCUCUGAGCAUUUGACCUUUUAGCCUAUUCAUUAACUAUGUAAAGGUAAAUUCUAAGGAAUAAUAAUACUACUAAGUUGAAGUGUUUUCGGAACCCCAGGCUUUGAAGGUCCUUGGGAUAACUCCGUCGAGUCCAUGCAAAAUCAGCUUUAGCGUGUGCUCGAGUAUUCCUGUAGGCAGGAGAGAAACCACCCGAGCCUACCUGACUGAUGGGCUUCCCAAGGUGUCAACCUGCAGGUCUGGCACAAGCAGAGCUCCUGCUCAGCUGGAGAGUCCACCAGGUGUGUGGGACACUAGCGGCCAUCUGCUGUGUACCCCAGACCUUCCCCAAGGCACUGCUCUCUUCAGAAACAUCAGGCUAGUCCAUCAGGAAAAGUUUGUGUGCUUUUAUUUUUUAAAUCAAAUAACAACUGAUGUGGAUGAAGCUACCUCAGUGCCCCAGGCUGCAUCAGCCAUGUUUGAGCAGUCCUUCAGCCAGCAGCUCAUGGCCAAGCAACAGCAGCACAAUUUGGGAGCUCCUCUCAGCAAGUAGAUGAUCACAGAACAUUUUGCUCAGUGCCCUGAAUUAAGGAGCUCACCUAGAGCCACAGUGACUCACCCUGCCCAACCUCCUACUUGGGCCUCCUUGUGGCUGAGGAAAUGCCCUUUUAUCCCCCCAGGUGUGGCACAUCCCCAUCUCAGCUGGCUGUUUCUCUGUAGCCCUCUGUCCUCUGCAGGAGGAAGGAGCCUGCUCCCCAUGGCUCCUGCAGACUUUGCUGCUCAGUGGUGUUUCCCAGAGGCUGUGCCAGAGGAGCAAAUCCACAGCGUGUCCCACUUAAUGGAAGUUUUGCCUGCACUGGGGCUACAGGACCAGACCUUCAGUUAGUUACAGGACUCUUCUUUUGUCUUAAAACACUCUGCCUUUUGUGCAAGGAGCUUCCUUAAAGUGUAAGUCUAAAAUCCUCACUUAAGAUGCCUGAAUCCAUCAGUACAGAUCUUUUUUUUAAGCGUAGUCCAUUUGAGUUUUUGCUUUGUCAAAUGAUAAACUGCACUUCCAAAUAAUAUUGGUGCAAUUAACCUCAUUUCUUUUCUUGCUCUGUCUUGUCCAUGGCACUUGCAUUGCAAACAUAAAACUGAAACAGAAAAUAAAAAGGAAAAGAUUUCUUUAAAGUCUAACUACUGUAUGGUUUGUUACAAAACCAAACGUCAAAAGGCUGUUUUCAAAAGAAGUUGGUUUUUUCUUUUUUUCCUCUUCUUUUUUCUUUGCCAAACUAAUUUAAAGAUUAAUGCUAGAACUUAAAAAAAAAAAAGAAAAAAAAAAGAAAAGAAAAUACCAUAUUUAGCUUUUGAUAUAUUUAUUUGUUUUAAAGUAUGUGAUAUUGAUAUUUUUCUGUAGUCUGUCCAGAGAAAGUACCAGAAAAGAAAUUAUGUGGAAGAAAAUGGUAUUAACCAAAUAUUCUUGAAGCUUAUUUAAAAUAUUGAUCCAACCAAAGAUUUUUAUUAAUAAAGGGCUUAUAUUUUGUUAACUCUUGUUUCUGUUGUAUUUUGACUUGCAGGAAUGUCACUAUUUUAAAUUUUUUUAACUUAGGAUAGCUUACUACUGUACGGCCAAAUCCUGCUGGAUUUAUUCCCACAGAAAGCACUAUGCCUGGUAGGAAAUGUUUACCAGCUCAGGCCCACUGACUGCAAAAGGACUGUGAGUGGGAAUAAAUGCAGCAGAAUUCCACACAGAGAUCUUGCAGAAAAAGUGUUCUUCCUCUCAUUCCUUGGUAGCCCAAAAGGUCCAGAAGGAAGCCAAACAUGAACUACCUAUUCUGAAGAGAAAUCUUAGGGGAGCAUCCUUGAAGGGGAUUUCAACUGUAAAUACUUACCUGACAGAAUUCCCAACUUAAUACUGACAUUCCUGUAAAAUGGUAGAACUAUAUCCUGAACAAAUACUUACCAGACUUUUUCAUUAUUUGCUGAAAUCAUGGAAUAGUAACAGUUGCUUCUACUUUCUUUUGUACAGUAAAUUGUUUGAAAUGGAAUUUUGUAUAUAUAUAUAUAAAAAAAACAACCUGUAUUACUACUUAGAUAACUAUAAAACUCUUUCAUGGAAUCAUUUUUUAAGAAAAGCAAAUAUAUACUAAAUCUGGUUUA